This is a messenger RNA of Cavenderia fasciculata, 321 nucleotides long. RefSeq lists its product as uncharacterized. The record is from RefSeq and is a predicted model, not a curated record. Bases 1 to 321 code for a protein of 106 amino acids. The transcript has a single exon. NCBI's taxonomy places the organism in Eukaryota, Evosea, Eumycetozoa, Acytosteliales, Cavenderiaceae.
AUGAACAAUCUUCAACGUAUCAUAUCUAGACCACUUCAAAGUGCAUAUACUGCAGGUCUACAGAUAUUUGGAUUUAGACCAGAAGGUAGCAUAAAUUUGGGUCUAAAGUAUCUUCGUAAACCACUCAUCGGUCAAUACCUCGAUGACUACUAUCCAACCAAACCUCUAACAAUGGAAUUGUUAGGUAAUAGCAAUGACAAGGCAUACUAUAAGGCUGAUCGUGUACAAAGAAGAUCAGAAAGAGGAAAGGUAAAGGUAAAGAAGGGUAGUGGUAAGAUGGCUCUCAAACGUGCCAAGGAUGCUUCAAAGAAGAGUGGAUAA